Drosophila busckii is the source of this 2682-nucleotide messenger RNA. RefSeq names its product probable ATP-dependent RNA helicase DDX23. The coding region runs from base 77 to 2629 and encodes 850 amino acids. Gene Ontology annotation, cellular component: catalytic step 2 spliceosome. NCBI's taxonomy places the organism in Eukaryota, Metazoa, Arthropoda, Insecta, Diptera, Drosophilidae. The record is from RefSeq and is a predicted model, not a curated record. The transcript has a single exon. Gene Ontology annotation, molecular function: ATP binding; RNA binding; RNA helicase activity. Gene Ontology annotation, biological process: mRNA splicing, via spliceosome.
AUCUCUAAUGCGCACACAGCUGUUUUGUUUUCACCUAAACGUUUUGAUUGUAUUAUUUUCUGCUGUAAACUAAAAAAUGGUGAAUGAUAAAAAGCGUCGCUCGCGCUCCCGAGAACGGUUUCGGGAUGAGCGUAAUGUAGCCGGUACCGAUCGAGAUCGGGAACGUGAACGGGAGCGUGAAAGGCAGCGAGAUAGAGAUCGUCAAAGGGACCGCGAGCGCGACCAACGCGACAAGCAGUUGGAUAGAGAAAAAGAUAGAAGGCAAAGGCGCUCGCGCUCUAGGGAAGAUAGAACACAGAACGUACGCAGAACGGGACGUUCACCAGAGCGCCAACGGGCUGUACGUGAACGUUCAAGAGAGCGCGGUACACGCAAUGGCGAACCAGAAAAGAAGCCCAAAUUGGAUAUUAAGCCGGGAGUUAAAAUUGAGGACAAGCAGGACCAGAAGAACGUCGAUGUAAAGGUAAAGAAGGAGCCGUUGUCGCUGGAAGAGCUCCUGGACAAGAAGAAGAAGGAGGAAGAGGCACGAAGCAAACCAGUUUUCUUAACAAAGGAGCAGCGAGUAGCGGAUGCAAUCAAGCGACGCCAGGAAGAGGUGGAACGUAUGCGUGCUGCGCAAGAUGCGGUCAGAGAUCAGAUACACGCGCCUAAUACUAAAAUGGGCGGUGCUAUAGCCACAGCUUCAGCCACGCCAGCAGCAGGAAUGCCGCCACCUCCGAUUGCCAAGGUUGAGCGGCGUGGUGAGCGCAACGAACGUGGUGGCGAUCGUGGUGGAGAUCGUGGUGGCGAUCGUAAUGGCGACCGUGGAGGCGAUCGUAAUGGCGAACGUGGAGGCGACCGUGGAGGAGAACGUGAUAGGGAAGGAAAGCGUGCGGAGGAUUUGACACACAAGGACAAGGAGAAGGAGCUGGAGGCUAUACGCGAACGCUAUUUGGGCAUUAUAAAGAAAAAGAGACGCGUACGGCGUCUCAACGAUCGAAAAUUCGUAUUCGACUGGGAUGCUGGCGAGGAUACUUCCAUAGAUUACAACAACCUUUACAAAGAGCGACAUCAUGUGCAGUUCUUUGGACGCGGCAAUGUAGCUGGCAUAGAUAUUAAGGAACAGAAGCGCACGCAGAGUCAAUUCUAUGGCGAUUUAUUGGAGAAGCGUCGUACCGAAGCCGAGAAGGAGCAGGAGAAGGUGCGCCUCAAGAAAAUGAAGCGCAAAGAGGACAAACAAAAGUGGGACGAUCGGCACUGGUCUGAAAAGGACAACGAUGAGAUGACCGAACGCGAUUGGCGCAUCUUUCGAGAAGAUUACAAUAUUACCAUUAAAGGUGGCAAAAUACCCAAUCCCAUACGUAGUUGGAACGAGUCUGGCUUUCCGAAAGAGAUUAUUGAUAUCAUCGAUAGCGUGGGCUAUAAGGAGCCCACGCCUAUACAGCGCCAGGCCAUACCAAUCGGUCUGCAGAAUCGCGAUAUUAUAGGCGUGGCUGAGACAGGUUCCGGCAAGACUUUGGCUUUCCUUAUACCUCUGCUAUCCUGGAUUCAAUCUCUGCCUAAGAUUGAGCGUCUGGAAGAUGUAGAUCAGGGUCCAUAUGCUAUUAUAAUGGCGCCCACACGAGAAUUGGCGCAACAGAUUGAGGAGGAGACUAUUAAAUUUGGACAACCGUUGGGCAUACGCACCGUGGUUGUUGUGGGUGGUUUGUCCCGUGAGGAGCAGGGCUUCCGCCUGCGCUUGGGCUGUGAGAUUGUCAUUGCCACGCCGGGUCGUCUCAUUGAUGUGCUGGAGAAUCGGUAUCUGGUGUUGAACCAGUGCACAUACAUUGUGCUGGACGAGGCAGAUCGCAUGAUUGACAUGGGCUUUGAGCCAGAUGUACAGAAGAUUCUCGAAUAUAUGCCUGUGACCAAUCUUAAGCCGGACAGCGAGGAGGCCGAAGAUGAAAAGAAGCUUAUGGAGAAUUUCUACUCCAAGAAAAAGUACAGACAAACGGUGAUGUUUACAGCUACUAUGCCGCCGGCGGUGGAGCGCUUGGCACGCUCCUAUUUGCGUCGUCCGGCCACUGUUUACAUUGGCUCCGUUGGCAAACCUACGGAGCGCACAGAGCAAAUAGUCUACAUGAUGGGCGAGAAUGACAAACGCAAGAAACUCAUGCAGAUUCUCUCCGGUGGCAUUGAGCCGCCAGUUAUUAUCUUCGUCAACCAGAAGAAGGGUGCCGAUGUGCUGGCCAAGGGCUUGGAGAAGCUUGGCUACAAUUCCUGCACGUUGCACGGUGGCAAAGGCCAGGAGCAGCGUGAGUAUGCCUUGGCUGCGCUCAAGUCGGGUGCCAAGGAUAUUCUGGUGGCCACCGAUGUGGCGGGUCGUGGUAUUGAUAUCAAGGAUGUUUCGCUGGUUAUUAACUACGACAUGGCCAAGUCUAUUGAGGAUUAUACGCAUCGUAUUGGUCGCACAGGUCGUGCGGGCAAGAACGGUGUGGCCAUUUCGUUUGUCACCAAGGACGACAGCUGUCUGUUCUACGAUCUGAAGCAAUGUGUAACCGCAAGUCCGGUGUCCACCUGUCCGCCGGAGCUAAUGAAUCAUCCAGAGGCACAGCAUAAGCCGGGCACUGUGGUUACUAAGAAACGUCGCGAAGAGAAAAUAUUUGCUUAGAUUUAAGUACCUUCCAAUGCCAAUAAAUAAUUAUUUCGAAAAUUAUCACAAAA